UCGGUCUUCUCUCAAAUUCUUUUCUUUUUCAUUUUUUUUUUUUUUUUGACAAAUUAUACAGUCCUUAUAUUGAAGCUACCUCUAAAACCAAAAAAACAAAAAUUUACUAAUUGUUUUUAAUAUUCAACUUUUUGGUACCCUUGCUCUUCACCUGUUUUGACAAUGAAAUAAUUAAUAAAUAAAUGACAAUUAAAUCUAAUAUUUUUUUCUAUCGUCAAUACAGAAUUUACGUUUAUCGACCCCCCUUCAUCAAUAUAAAAAGCGACAUCUCCUUGCUUCGCUCAGUAAUUCUGUAAUUCAGUAUUUUUAUUUUUUUUUUCUUAAACACACCAGAACGUUGUUUAUUCUUCUGACAUAUAUCAGUAUCUAUAUGCUGGAAAUUUAUUUUUCAAUAACACUAUUGUGUCAGUUGUUGUUACUUGAUAAAAAAUGUUAUUUUUCAUCAAAUGUUUCACUAUAACACCCUUGUGAUGAAUUUAUAGUGAAAAAAAACAUGUACUGUACAUUAAAAUCCUGCUUGUGCAGGAAUAAAGUUGUCAGGGCUCUAAGUACUGGUGAAGUUUCCACAGCAUUAAGACCAUUUUAUUUUACAGUACAUCCAGAUCUUUUUGGACAAUUCCCAACACAAAGGACUGUCAAUGAAAAUUCAUUGAAGCAAUUGAGUUCAAUUUUAGAAUCCCUACAGCAGCGGAGGGCAAUUAGGCCAACAAUUUUACCAUUUUACCUACGAUCAAGGGACGAAAAAGAAUCGAAAGCGGGAAAUUUUACUCUCGUCAAAAUUCAAUUGAACGAAAAGGAUUUGAGAAAAACGAUUCUCUCUAUUUUGAAGACAUGCAAUUUGCCAACGACAUUUAUUGAUAAAUUGGAAGAGGAAAAACCAAUUUCCCCAAAAACAGCAAAUUUUUCACAAUUUAGAGGUAGAGAUGGUGAAAUAAAUUUUGCCGAUUUAGAAGAUGAUCCAAUUUUUACAUCGAUUAUAAUGAAGAGUAAAAUAAAUGCCGAACCGGAUACUUUCAAGGCUUAUUUGGAUAAACAUGUGAAUAUCGCUCACGUGAAAUUCGAAGCAUGUAGGCCAAUUCGAGAGGAGGUGAAGAAACUAGAAUCGAAAUUGUGCGAUGACCUUGAACUCGAGAGCAUAACAUGGGAUUGCGGCUGGAAUAUAACGCACUAUCGAGGCUGCCUUUUGGCUUUUCAUGCACUCGCGAAACAUCAUCCGGAACCCAUGAAAAUUCUCAAGGGUCGUAAAAUUGUCUUUGCCAAUGACACUGGAAUAAGUGUCGAGGGAAAUGUUAUGCUCAAUUCAGGCGAAGUUCGUCACAAUUGGUUGGAUCUGAUCAAAAAUGUAAGAAAGCAUGACGCUGUACUUCUGCGACUGCCGGCCUUUGAGAAAGCAGUUUCGAGGGUGUUACUGGACAUAAAAGUGGGUCGACGGAUACUCUAUAUGUGCAGGAAGUUCAUGCCGAAAGUAAUGGUCGGCCAGUAUGAACAUCAACUGAGACAGCUGACAACAACGCUCUCCGAUUACAGAGGAAGAAGAAGCUAUCCGAGUGCAUGGCCUUCGAAUUUGUCAGCCUAUGAAAUCGUCGUUGAGACUGAAGCGGGUCCUCUGAUGCUUUCACCAACGGGUCAAUUCAUCGUCCCUUCAUCGUGUCCAAGCUUCUUGCUAGUGAGCUUCAUCAGUGAAAACUUAGAAGAGGCCAUAAAGCGUCUGCAUCAUUAUAAUAACAUAAAACAUGUUGAACGUGAACUGCACAGAAGAGCAAUUGAAGAUUUAGGCUUGGCCGCAUUAAAUAAAGACGAUAGCAUAACUCCCGAUCUCAUGAUAAAAUGCUGUGAACGAUUACUAUUGCACAAAGAAAUAUUAGCGCCUAAUUUGCAAGGUGUCAUGCUCUGGGUGACACAUUACUAUUCGGUAAUGAGCGACGGUGUUCUUUGUGUGCCAUGGGACUGGAAAUUAUAAUCAGAACCUAAUUUAUUCCUCCUUUGUUCUUGUCAAUCAACGAAAAUAUCAUACAUAGUCAAUUUUUGGUAAAAUUAUAAAAAAUUUUUAAUUUAGAAUCAAUUCAAUAAUAUAGAGAGUAAGAAUAUAUUCUGUUACCACAAAAGAAUACGUACCUGUAAUAAUUGUAUUUUUGAAUACAACGGAUGAAAAAAUUUAGUAAAUAACUCAGGAACAACUCAAAGGUAAUUUAAUCAUAAAUAUAAAAGAAGAAACUUAUACUUUACAAAAAAUGUUUUGUUUCUUUAAUACAAAACACAUUAGUUUUGAUUUGACUAGCGAUUUUCUAAUUAUAGAAAAUAAUUAAACAAAAUUUUCUACAUGAAUUGUACAUAGUAGAAUGUAAAACAUAGAGAUUAAAAAAUUGUUUUUGUUUACAUUUUUUUUUUUGUAUAAUUUGAGACAAUAAAACUAAAAAUACGAUUAAGUUGUUAAGAAAUGUUUGUAUCAAACUUGGUUCAAAUAAAUAGUUUAUUAAAUA
This is a messenger RNA of Leptopilina heterotoma, 2480 nucleotides long. Its product is annotated as T-cell activation inhibitor, mitochondrial-like. NCBI's taxonomy places the organism in Eukaryota, Metazoa, Arthropoda, Insecta, Hymenoptera, Figitidae. The record is from RefSeq and is a predicted model, not a curated record. The coding region runs from base 494 to 1960 and encodes 488 amino acids. The transcript has 8 exons. Gene Ontology annotation, cellular component: mitochondrion.